This is a messenger RNA of Bactrocera neohumeralis, 1210 nucleotides long. RefSeq names its product epidermal growth factor-like protein. Lineage: Eukaryota; Metazoa; Arthropoda; Insecta; Diptera; Tephritidae. The record is from RefSeq and is a predicted model, not a curated record. The transcript has 2 exons. The coding region runs from base 363 to 728 and encodes 121 amino acids.
UUUGAGUGCGGAAAAUCGAAUAUAGAAAUUUUUAUCAGCUGCUGUCUUAUCAGCGCCACAACCGGCGCCAUAUGUGGACUUUCUUUGCGCUAAGAGUAAAAAUUUUAAAAAUUAUGCGAAGAAAGAAUGAGAACUGUCGAAGCAAGGCAUAAGUGGAGAAAGAUUCAGAAAGCUGCAAAGUGAACUCUGAAGAAAACUGGUGGAAAAGCGUUUGAGGAGCAGACAACAACGGGCAACAGCGCGACGCGUUUAGUUCUAAAAAGAAAGCCACGCGCUGCGGUUUAUUAAGAGAUAAUCAUAUUCAUAGAAAAAAAUAAUUUCUUAUUAUUAAAGUAUUUAUUAGAAAUUUUUACUCAUCAGCCAUGAACUUUAAUAUGCUUGCAUUGCUGGUGGUGCUCCACACAACACUGCUGUCGUACGUGGUGAAUGGCCAAUUCUGGAGGCUAAACAGUCCAAGUGACCGCGAUAAUUUCAUUUUGGAAACCAAAUCGCUUAUGGCAUCCGGCAUAUGCUAUAAGGAAGUGCUCGGCGAAGCCAGCGAGCCCACCUUGAAGCUGCAAACAAUCUCCUAUUGCUGUCCUGGCUACCGGCGCGACUUGCAGUCGUCGGCAAUGCAUUGCGAACCCAUCUGCUCGGAGGAUUGCACGAACGGCAUCUGCACGGCGCCCGAUGUUUGCGAGUGUUAUCCGGGCUAUACACGCGCCGGCGGUCGCUGCGAGGAACAGUGAACUGAGAGGACAGAUAUUUUUAAGUAUUAAACUUAGAAUAGAAUCAGACACUAGAAGCCGAAAAAGAUUGAGAUUUUAUUGUAUUAAGGCACGAAUUGCAUACAAGAGCUUUCAGAAAGACUUCGUGAAAGCUUUAAGUGCAGGGAAGGCAUAAAAUUCUCUACCAACGAAAUGGAUUAUAUUGUUUGAUCUUUUAAGGGUUGCAUAGUGUAAAUGUAGAAGCAAAUCAUAAUUUCAAAAAAGUUGUGUUAAUAUUAAAUUCAAUUUUACUAAAACUAAGUACUUCUAAGUCGAUGAAAUAUAAAAAACGGCGAAUUUUGUAUAAAAAUUGGUUAGAAGAAUUCAAUUAUUUAAAUUUUUUUUUAAUUUUUGUCUUUUAUAUUAUUAUUCGGACUGGUCCAUUUAAACUGCGAGCGUAAACCGAAUCAAAAAAAAUUAAAAAUGGAUUUUUAACAAUCUUUUUUAUCUCUGCAUCCCAAUUA